AGGCAUAGUAUUGUCGCUGUUUGCAUGUCUGUUUUAUGGAUUAACAUUUGUUCCUGCUAUUUAUGUUCAAGAACAUCCCGAUCAGUUUGCCGGUGGCUCACCGGAAGCACUGCCACAUGUUUUUGCUCAGUUUACUGGGAUCUUCGUUGCUAGCACAGUUAUUUUGAUAGUAUAUGCUAUUAUCAAAUGUAAUAAGCCGAUGGUCAAUCAUCAAAUUAUUUUACCUGCGUUUACCUCAGGUGCUAUGUGGGCUGUUGCACAAACUUCAUGGUUCAUUGCAAACAGUUACAUUGCUCAAUCGAUAUCAUUCCCUGUCAACAGUAUGGUAUCAGGUGUCGUUGGAGCUCUUUGGAGUGUAAUUUAUUUCAAAGAAAUUUACGGUGCUCGAAAUUUUAAAAUUUUAUCUUUUGCUAUAGUAAUUACCAUUUCGGGUGCUAUAAUGAUCGGAUCAUCAAAGGAUCUCUAA
Acanthocheilonema viteae is the source of this 466-nucleotide messenger RNA. The record is from the annotation of a GenBank genome assembly. NCBI's taxonomy places the organism in Eukaryota, Metazoa, Nematoda, Chromadorea, Rhabditida, Onchocercidae.